Molecule: messenger RNA, 1176 nt
Organism: Aegilops tauschii subsp. strangulata
Lineage: Eukaryota; Viridiplantae; Streptophyta; Magnoliopsida; Poales; Poaceae
Source: RefSeq, a predicted model, not a curated record
GUGCAGUGCCUAGCCCUUAGGUGCUGCACUGUGACUUAGAUGCCAGCCGCCCGCUCCCCCUCCCCCACCCCACCCAUUCGUUCCAGGAGGAGUUAUAGAACAGGCACGCCGGCGGCUUCCUCCUCUCCCCCUCUCAAUCCUCUCUCCCAAAUCCUUCAGAUCCGAUGAUUUGGUCCGUGCAUUUCUUCACCAAUCCAUCCUAGAAGGAUGGUUUGGCUUCUCGAUGAUCAUUGGGACAAACAACACCGGUCGUACGCUAUGUCGGUGGAGCAGCGGGAGCUUGCACCUCUGAAGCUUCGGUCUCACGGGGUCACCCUUGGAUGGAUGCACUAUGAUGAGCGGUACACACCGUAUGUAAGGGAGGUAGGACUUCUCCCUUUCAUUCAGUUAGUCCGCCGGUCGACACCACCCAACAAUGUUGCAGCACUCACCGCGCUUAUUGAUCAUUGGAGGCCGGAGACACACACUUUCCAUCUUCGGACCGGGGAGAUGACCGUGACGCUCCAGGAUAUUGCUAUGAUCACCGGUCUUCCUAUCGAUGGGAAUCCUUUGUGUAUGAACACCGAUUCUGAUGGGUGGCGCGCGCAGAUGCAUGCCCUUAUCGGUAUGGUUCCUCCGGAGCCUCGGGAACCAGAAGCAGAAGAUAAGAAGAAGGAAAGAGUCGCAGCCGGCGCUACUUUCACGUGGAUAUCAUCGAACUUCAGUACUUGCCCUGAGGAUGCUAAUGAGGACAUGGUGAAGACAUAUGCUCGUGUCUACAUGUGGUACGUGAUAUCCAGGACUAUGUUUGCUGAUGGCACAGGCAAGAAUGCUCCAUGGAUGUGGCUGAAGGCGUUGACCGUCUUCGAUAGCAAAUGGAGUUGGGGUUCGGCGACACUGGCUUACUUGUAUCGACAGUUGGACGAAGCCUGUUGUAGGCACACUGGAGGUAUUGGUGGUUGUCUGCUCGCACUUUCCAUAUGGAGCUGGGAGCGUUUGCCGGUUGGACGACUGAACACCGUGAAGUAUGAGGAUUGGGACGACAAAGACGACCCACUACGGCUCCCCACUUGGGCUUACAAGUGGGAUGUGUUAAAUGAGACGACGGAUGAUCCCUCGGUAAUGUACAAGUUGUACAAGAGCGAGCUGGACGCGAUCACGCCUGAGCAGGUGGAAUGGGAGCCGUAUGGAAAAUGA